This is a messenger RNA of Papaver somniferum (opium poppy), 414 nucleotides long. RefSeq lists its product as uncharacterized. The transcript has 2 exons. The record is from RefSeq and is a predicted model, not a curated record. Lineage: Eukaryota; Viridiplantae; Streptophyta; Magnoliopsida; Ranunculales; Papaveraceae. Bases 20 to 349 code for a protein of 109 amino acids.
GGAAAGUGAUGUUGAGAGUAUGGGAGGCACCACCAAGCUUUCCGAGGAGAGAUAUUUAAACUCCCAGUAUUUGGAGCUACCCAACUGGACGUGUCUGCAAUAUAAAGAGGCUAUAUCUGCAUUGGAUGUUUUAUUUAAGGCUAAGACAAGCAGAAAAUGCUCUAGGUGUGAAAAGAAAAAUCCCAAAAUCACCUGUCCCAGUGUUGGGUUGUUUCACGCGGAAAUGGCAAAUCAUUCUAUUCGAGCAAAUGUUAUUCUUGGAAUGGAGCUGGACGCACCGUCCGAUGAUGAAGAAUCACCUGGAGCUGUGGAUAAUGGAACAUCGAGUUCGGCUAAGGGUUCAGUUUGAAGCAAAGAAGGAUCUGCACCUCCUGCUGAAUACAAUAAGCAAAAGAAUCCCUGUAAUAGAGAACU